CCCACCAGUGCCCAUCAGUGCCUUCCACCAAUGCUACCCAUCAGUGCCCAGCAGUGCCACCCAUCAGUGCCUCCCAGAAGUGCCACACAUCAGUGCUGCCCAGCAGUUGCGCCCAGCACAGCUGCCCAUCAGUGCCACCCAUCAUGCCGCCUAUCAGUGACCAUUAUUGCUGUAUAUCAGUUCAGUAUCAUCAGUGCCUCUUUAUCAAUGCCACCAGUGCUGCCUCAUCAGUGCCACCUUACCAGUGCAGCCUAUCAGUACCCAUCAGUGCUGCCUAUCCAUGCCACCUCAUCAGUGCCCAUCAGUGCUGCC
Molecule: messenger RNA, 312 nt
Organism: Staurois parvus
Lineage: Eukaryota; Metazoa; Chordata; Amphibia; Anura; Ranidae
Source: the annotation of a GenBank genome assembly